AUGAAGAUUGUCAUCAUUGGAGCAGGCAUCUCCGGGUGCACCGCCUACCUCCAGCUGAAGAAACACCUCCCCGGCUCCCACACAAUCACCAUCUACGAAUCUCACGAUACCAGCAGAGAUCGCAGAUCCGACGCAUCCAACGGUAACCAAGAGGACGCCACGCAUUCAUCUACCCUAAUAGUCGGUGGAGGCUUAGGUAUCGGGCCCAACGGCUUGAAUGUUCUCAAACGGCUGGACGAGGAUCUCCUCCGGGACAUUGUCCGCGGUGGAUACGUGGUCUCGCACGGAAACCUGAAAAGCAAGCACGGCCGUCUUCUCAUCCGUAUGGACUCGUCUGCUCCAGGUGCAGGAGACGAGCCGCCGAUGCACACACUCGGCUGUAGCCGGGACUGGCUAUGGCGGUGUCUGCGCGCGAGGAUCCCCGACGGGGAUAUAGUGACGAAGCGAGUGGCACGAGUCCUCGCCGGUCCUGAUGAUCGAAAUACCGUCUACUUUACAGAUGGAAGUCCGGCCGUCGAAGCGGACCUGGUGAUCGGCGCCGAUGGGAUCAAAAGUGUGGCCAAACGGGCUCUUUUCCCGGAGACAGAGGAGGACCCGUUUCCUCCUCAUUAUGAAGGUGUCUGUGGUAUUGGCGGCUUUCUCCCCGCCAGCGACGUCAAAGACCUGGUGGAAAAAGGAUCGAUGAACUUCAUCUUCGGCGGCAAUGGCUUCUUCGGCUACUUCUUCAGCAACAGUUCCUCGACCGCUCCGCAGCGGGACUCGCCGCAUCAUGUUUCUGAGCCGGGUGAUCUGCUUGCCUGGUGGUCGACCUAUGCUGUGGACGAGUGUCCUGACCUCAGAACACUGGACAUGGAUGAUGUCCUGCAGCAGUUGCACAAGCGACACGAGCACUGGGGAGAUGCCGUCGUGCAGAAGGUUCUCAAGUCCGCGCGCGUGAAGAACAUGUUUCCCACUUGGACGUCGCCGCAGCUGCCGACGUGGGAGCGUGAUGGCGUAGUCUUGGUCGGGGAUGCGGCGCAUGCGCUUCCGUCGACGUCGGGGCAGGGGUCGUCGCAGGCGCUGGAGGAUGUAGAGUCAUUUGCGAGAUUUUUGGGUUACUUUGUUGGCAGGAUGGAGGAUAAUGGGGUCAAGGAGUGCAAGGAGGCAGUUAAAAUGGCUUCGAAGCAGUACAUGGAUCUACGCCAGCCGCGGAUUCAGGCCAUACUGGACGAUGCGAGGAAGAAGCAAAACCAGAAGCGGGAUAUGGGAGUGAUCCAGGAGUAUUUGAUGUAUUCUAUCAUGUGGCUUAUGGGUUUCUUUCCCAGCGUGAUGAACAAGCCCGCGCAGCAGGUCUUCUCGUAUAAUGUUGCGGAGCAUGUGAACCGAGUGCUUGCAGAGAUGGAUGCAUCUCAAGAUUAA
Aspergillus thermomutatus is the source of this 1398-nucleotide messenger RNA. Its product is annotated as FAD-dependent monooxygenase. Lineage: Eukaryota; Fungi; Ascomycota; Eurotiomycetes; Eurotiales; Aspergillaceae. Bases 1 to 1398 code for a protein of 465 amino acids. Gene Ontology annotation, molecular function: monooxygenase activity; FAD binding. The record is from RefSeq and is a predicted model, not a curated record. The transcript is spliced from 3 exons.